Linum tenue is the source of this 174-nucleotide messenger RNA. Lineage: Eukaryota; Viridiplantae; Streptophyta; Magnoliopsida; Malpighiales; Linaceae. The record is from the annotation of a GenBank genome assembly.
AUGCGUGAAGUCACUGUGGUGGAUCCUAAGUGGCUGGUAGAACUCGCACCUAGGUUCUUCAAAGCUGCCGAUCCAACCAAAAUGAGCAAGCGCAAGCGCCAGGAACGUAUAGAGCCUCUUUAUGACAGAUAUCAUGAACCUAACUCUUGGCGGCUGAGUAAACGUCGAGCGUAG